This is a messenger RNA of Sabethes cyaneus, 1221 nucleotides long. RefSeq names its product NF-kappa-B inhibitor-interacting Ras-like protein (gene kappaB-Ras). Gene Ontology annotation, molecular function: GTP binding; GTPase activity. The record is from RefSeq and is a predicted model, not a curated record. The transcript is spliced from 3 exons. Bases 100 to 738 code for a protein of 212 amino acids. Gene Ontology annotation, biological process: canonical NF-kappaB signal transduction. NCBI's taxonomy places the organism in Eukaryota, Metazoa, Arthropoda, Insecta, Diptera, Culicidae.
UCUGCCGCAAUUGUGUCGCGGCUGGUUACUUCUGCAGAAAUUAUACUUUAAUAAAUCGUAAUGUGCUAAUAUGUUGAUUUUCCAAAUAGUGCUACAGAAAUGCUAACGUCAAAAAUAAGUAAGGUGGGCAAAGUGGUAAUAUGUGGUGCGAAAGGCGUUGGGAAGACCACCAUCCUAGAGCAGUUGAUUUACGGAAACAUUACCAUCGAAACGGAGAUUCAUAGCACAAUUGAGGACACUUAUGUGGCCAGUGUGGAUACAGGAAAGGGUAGUCGUGAUACACUGAGGAUUUACGACACCGCAGGAUUACAGGGCAAUGUCCAGUUGCCUAGGCACUACCUCACCUAUCCGGAUGCCUUCAUUCUAGUGUAUGAUCCAAGCGAUCCAUCAAGCUUGGACAUGCUGGGUGGAAUCAAAAGUGACAUUGAAAAAUAUAAAGAUAAAAAGGAAAUUUUUGUCAUUGUGAUAGCCAAUAUGCGUUCCAGGCAAACGCCCUCAGAUAUGUCUCAUUUGGAGCAUCUACUAAAUAACGAUGCAGUCGAAUCAAACCUCACGCGAGCAAACAAUUGGUGCGCUCGAGAGCGCAUCAAACAUUACCCCGUGAAUGCAAUGGAACGAGCGUCACUAUACGAACCUUUCAUACAGCUCGCAAGCCGUUUGUAUCCUCCUGCCACUAAGAGCAGUUUUCCGCAAUUACGACAGUUGACGCAGAAAACCUCCAAAGUGGAUAAUAGCUAGACGGUGUCGAAGGAAGUGGAUGCCCUUUCGACAUGCAAAGUGAACCAAAUAUCGCCCAACAUAACUUUACCUUUACCUUUGGUAUUACGUUUUUAUUUACCCUUAGAUUCCAGAUAUGUUUAAAUUAUCAGUGAAUGCUUUAUGCCUUCACUUGUGAUUGAUUGCUGCAAUUUACUGUGUUAGAUUAUAAGACCUAACGGUUCUGUACCCUCUUCUAUUGAUUCAGGGAAUUUGUUUGUUAGACUGCACUUUAUGUUAGCUUAUAAAACCCUUAUCUCUAGACUCGAGAGCUUAUAGUAUGCAGCGGUAAUUACACACCUCGUCCUACUUUUAUGCUAUUUUUAGGAUACACCCAGUUGGUAUUUUAGAUGUUUUCCUGUAUUGUUGGUCUAAUGACAUGCAGCAUGUUUUCCUAUCUCCUAAUUGUACUUAUAGAAUAAAUGUGUACUUAAAUCCAAAAGCAGUAUCGAAUAAACUAUUGUU